This is a messenger RNA of Tuber aestivum (summer truffle), 451 nucleotides long. The record is from the annotation of a GenBank genome assembly. NCBI's taxonomy places the organism in Eukaryota, Fungi, Ascomycota, Pezizomycetes, Pezizales, Tuberaceae.
AUGACCUACAAAACCUACUUCAGGCGCGGGCGCGACACCCGAUUCAGCGAUUUCGGACGCGUUGGCUGUGGUAAAUGGACCCGGAGCUCGCCCGACCGCGUGCAUGAUGAGGCGAGGUACCUUCACGAUCAGGUCGAUCGUGACGUCAAGUGGGAGUGGAGCGAGGGAGGUUUGGCGGCAAGUGAAUCUGUGAGUAGUUCUUUCCUUCCCUUAUGCGCAAGAACAAAAUGGUGAGGGGGGAGAGAGGACUGAUGAUGAGAGGUGGAGGUAGGAAUUGUAUCGGCUGGGGAUACUAUAUGACCAGGAGGUAGAGAGUGUGGAGGAGGUUGAAGUCACUUCUUCUGCUGGGACGGAGGUUGGUAGUAGGAGUGAAGUUAGUGAUGAUUGGUCGGUGCUUGAUGAUGGGGAGUCAGUAAUUGGGGAUUGGGAUUUUGUUAGUGAGUCGGGUUAA